UCCGCCCCCACCACCCACUCCCACACGCACAAGCCUUCCCUUCCCCAUCCCCCCCUUCCCCAGCGACCCAACCCAGAACCCACUCCACUUCCCCGGUGAGGCUGAGCGUUCCACCACCACCACCACCACCACAAACGACGACGACGGCGAGCCACCGCGAACACGGUGGCGACAGGUUUGUUCUCUGAACCCUUCUCGUAGACGCUAGCUAGGAAAAGGAGGCCUUUUCCGGGAGCCGUUCUUGCUGGUGCUAUUUGAUCGAGCAAGGAAGCGUCACCCGGAGAAGAUUCGAGCUUUGAUUUCAAACCCUUUCGUCUUCCUCUUCCUUGCAUUAGGGAAGAAGAACAGAGAUCCGGAGAACCUUUUUUUCUCUCCUGGAUUAGUUUGUCUGUUCUCGUAGAACUUUCUGUUUUCUUUUAGCUUCCUUUUUGUUUUGUUGCUUUCUUCAUCUAGCAAGCUGGAAAAGGGUCGUUUUUAAGCCCCCUUUCAGGCUGCACCAACCAAACCAUCCCUGUUCUUCGCUUUUACAGAAGAAACAGGCCCCCUUUUUUCAAAUUUCUUUUUCAGUUCAGUUUUUGGACAAAAAAAGAUUCGAUUUUUUUCGCCAGUUUUUAGCUCUUGCUAGUCUUUUGCUCAUCUUCGUAAUGGCAGCCAUAGAUUUGGACACAAACCAGCUGAGCUCCUCCUCGUCGUCCUCCUCGGACCAGGAGCUCAUGAAAGCACUCGAACCUUUUAUCCGGAGUGCUUCUUCCCCCACCUCCUCCACCUCCACCACCACCUCCCCCUUCUCCUACCCUUACGUCUACCACUCUGCUUUGCCUCAAGAUUCGUACUACUACCAACCUGCCGCCGCCGCCUCUUCUUGCACCGCGCUCCCGCCACCGCCGCCAGCUCCCACCACCACCUCCUUCUCGCAGCUCCCGCCCCUGCCGCCCUGCUCCUCGUCGUACGCCAUGCCGACGGCGCCGUACCAGACGUUGUCGAUGGACGCCGCGGCGGGGCUGGCGCUGAACCACCUGAGCCCGGCGCAAAUCCAGCAGAUCCAGGCGCAGCUCCUGUUGCGGCAGCAGCAGCGGGGCCUGGUGGCGUCGCUCCUCGGCCCGCGGGCGCAGCCCAUGAAGCAGGCCGGGGCGGUGGCGCCGCCAUCGACCGCCUCGAAGCUGUACCGCGGCGUGCGGCAGCGGCACUGGGGCAAGUGGGUGGCGGAGAUCCGCCUGCCCAGGAACCGGACGCGGCUGUGGCUCGGCACCUUCGGCUCCGCCGAGGACGCCGCGCUCGCCUACGACAAGGCGGCCUUCCGCCUCCGCGGCGACGCGGCGCGCCUCAACUUCCCGUCCCUCCGCCGGGGCGGCUCGCACCUCGCGGGCCCGCUCGACGCCUCCGUCGACGCCAAGCUCACAGCCAUCUGCCAGGGCCUCGCCGCCGCGCCCGAUUCCAAAUCCGCCGCCGCUGCCCCGGAAUCGCCCAAGGCCUCGGCGUCCACGACCACGACGGAGGGCGACGAGUCGGUGCACUCCGCCGGCUCGCCUCCUCCCCUACCGGCGUUCCAGCAGCAGCAGCAGCAGGUGGCGCCGGUCCCGGAGAUGGCGAGCCUGGACUUCACGGAGGCGCCGUGGGACGAGUCAGCCGCCUUGCACCUGAACAAGUACCCGUCAUGGGAGAUCGACUGGGACUCCAUCCUCUCGUGAUCAAGCCAACAAGCUCAAUCACGCGCUGUAAUUUUUGUCAAUGGGUCUAAUUUAAUUAACCCGCAGCCGCCGCGGAUCCGAUGGAAUAUUAGACAUCGGGCCGCCGUGGCUGCGAGUAGGGUUUAAGGAGCUCGUCGAACGUAGCGGUCAUUAAGGAGAGGGUUUAAGCUAAGCUUUACCAUUUGGUCGUCAUGGAGUAGUACAAGUGUUGUAUUAAGAUUAUUCAUUAGCGUCAUGUAUGGUAACUAGUGAUCUCCUGGUUGCUUCGCCGGUUGUUUUUUCUCUCCCGGCAAGGCCAGUUGAGGGUGUAAGUGUAAUGAAUUGUUAUGUAACUGUUGGUUACUUGCUGAAUUUGAAUUUUGUCUAAUCUGUGCA
Molecule: messenger RNA, 2063 nt
Organism: Setaria italica (foxtail millet)
Lineage: Eukaryota; Viridiplantae; Streptophyta; Magnoliopsida; Poales; Poaceae
Product: ethylene-responsive transcription factor RAP2-13
Exons: 1
Coding region: 645-1688 (347 amino acids)
Biological process (GO): regulation of DNA-templated transcription
Molecular function (GO): DNA-binding transcription factor activity; DNA binding
Source: RefSeq, a predicted model, not a curated record